AUGCCCAACAAUGAUCAUCAUUGCUUAACGUCUUUCAUUUGGACUCAUCAAUGUAUCCAAUCCAUUUUUGAGAACGCUAUAAUUCCUCCAAAUCACCCUCAGGCCUCAGCCCAAAGUCUUUUAAUCCUAAAGGUGCAUGGGCAUGGCUUGGUACUAUUCUCAAUCACAUAUGAUGAAUUUUGGACAGCUGGAGAGAUCGAUCCUUCAAAAGAUAUGCACAAUUGGGAGAAUAGGUUGAAAAAUGAUGAGAAACACUUUAUUAAACACAUCUUAGCUUUCCUCGCUACUUCGGAUAGAAUUGUCAACCAGAACUUGAUUAAAAGAUACAGUGGAGAGGUUCAGGCGGCUGAAGCCCAAUGCUUCUAUGGCUUUCAGAUCAUGAUUUACGUGUAA
Melampsora larici-populina 98AG31 is the source of this 393-nucleotide messenger RNA. RefSeq lists its product as uncharacterized. Gene Ontology annotation, biological process: deoxyribonucleotide biosynthetic process. Gene Ontology annotation, molecular function: oxidoreductase activity. The record is from RefSeq and is a predicted model, not a curated record. Bases 1 to 393 code for a protein of 130 amino acids. NCBI's taxonomy places the organism in Eukaryota, Fungi, Basidiomycota, Pucciniomycetes, Pucciniales, Melampsoraceae. The transcript is spliced from 4 exons.